Molecule: messenger RNA, 3271 nt
Organism: Dromiciops gliroides (monito del monte)
Lineage: Eukaryota; Metazoa; Chordata; Mammalia; Microbiotheria; Microbiotheriidae
Gene: PAWR
Product: pro-apoptotic WT1 regulator
Exons: 6
Coding region: 47-1186 (379 amino acids)
Biological process (GO): positive regulation of apoptotic process; apoptotic process
Cellular component (GO): cytoplasm
Source: RefSeq, a predicted model, not a curated record
GGGUGGGCUCUGGGGGGAGAGGGGCUCACCCGUCCCCUCUGGGAAUAUGGCGACUGGUGGCUACCGGACCAGCGGCAGCGGCAGCAGUGGCGGCGGCGGCACCAGUGCCACCACCACGGACUUCCUGGAGGAAUGGAAGGCAAAGAGGGAGAAGAUGCGAGCCAAGCAAAAUCCCCAGGGCCUGAUUAUUGCCCCUGUAGUCAUGGGGGGAGUAGGAGGAGUGGGUAGCGACGGGGUCGGCAAGCUCCCAGCUGGAGGGCUGGGGGCUCCCACCUCCUCCCCUUCGUCUGCCACACUGGCCAACGAGCUCAACAACAACCACCCCCCCAGCGCGCUGGCACCUGCUGCCCCCGCCCCCGGGGGCGUCAAUUACACCCUCACCUCCACUUCUGGCUCGGCCGCGGCCCGAGCCCCCCCGGACUCCCGGAAACCCGAGGAAGAGCUUCCCAGCACUUCAAGUGCUGGGGUCGCUCCGGCGGCACCCUCCUCGUCCCAGGGCACCCCAUCGGGGACCCGAACCACCUCAGAUGCCGGGGUACAGUCCGCCUUGGGCGACAGGGAGGACCGGGACAGUGCCAAAGAGAAAGGGAAGAGCACGGGCCCCAGUGCCAGGAAAGGCAAGGGGCAGAUCGAGAAGAGGAAGCUUCGGGAGAAGAGGCGAUCCACUGGAGUCGUGAAUAUUCCGGCUGCAGAGUGUCUAGAUGAAUAUGAAGAUGAUGAAGCAGGCCAAAAAGAAAGGAAAAGAGAAGAUGCUAUCACACAACAGAAUACUUUACAGAAUGAAGCUGCAACGUCAGACCCUGGUGGUUCAUCCCUAUUGCAGGAUACAUCUAGGACUGUUUCAGGUAGAUAUAAAAGCCUAAGUAUUACUCCUGAAGAUGACGUCUCAGGUCGACAACCUCGAACAGACAGGACAGGGUCUAGGUACAGCAGGGAUUCAGCUGCUUCUGCUAAUUCAAUCAUAUUGGAAAGGAAAAUUGAAGAUCUUGAAAAGGAGGUAAUGAAAGAGAGACAAGAAAACUUAAAACUCCAGAAACUGAUUCAGGAAAAAGAAGAAGUAAUUGGACAACUCAAAGAAGAAAUUGAUUUAUUAAAUAGGGACCUAGAUGACACAGAAGAUGAAAAUGAACAACUAAAGCAGGAAAACAAAACCCUUUUGAAAGUGGUUGGGCAGCUGACAAGGUAGAAGAUCCCAGCCUCAGUGAGGAGAGUGAUUUAUAAACUACUGAUUGAAUGUUGAGGUCAAUGCUAGGGCAAUAUUUCCCAUGCUGCAAUACAUUAAAAUAACUAAGUGUGUAUUUAUUUCUUGGAAACUGAUGGAUGUUUAUUUUCAUAAUAUUUUUCUUUUUCAAUAUCAAUAAAAAAAAUAAGGUAUCCACCUCAUUUCAUGAAUAAGCAACAUUUUUCAGUUAUUGAAAGAGUUGAUAAGGGGCUAUGAAAUUCUCUAGUUUUAUAUAUUCAGAUAAUAUAUGUGGUCCAAAAUGGCUAAGAGUAUAUCUUCACCUCUGGUGUUGCAUCUCCCUCCCUCCCUUAAAAAAAGAAGGAAGGAAGGAAAGAAAGAAAAAGAAAAGCAUAAAUCUUUGUUUACAUGAAUCCAAAUAUAUUUUGGGAGUCACUUGCUGUUUGAACAGCUGUAAAGUGCAGAUGCCUUAUUAGUGAUGUAUAACAUUUUUGUGUAUUGAUGGUACACUCUGACAAAAAUCUUGGUAUACCAUUGUUCAUGGGGGUUUGUUUUUACUUAUUCUAAGAGAUUAGAAUAAUAGGCUAGCUCUGUUAUGUAUUGCAGUCAUCUUUUUAAAGGAAAACUGUUAAUGAAAUUACAGUCAAUCUCAUGUCGUAGAGUUCAGCUAGAUAUAAUUCUUUGUCUUUAGAAAAGUACUUGAAUUGUGCUCCAUAGUUAGUAUAAAUUUACCAUCUUGGGUCUGUAUAUUGAGAAUUUAAAGAAAACGCUUUAACUUCUGCAAAAACAUACAAAGGUAAUGUUUAUGUAAAUGUUCUGAUGAAGUCUGUAGGUACUAUUUUUUAUUGUUUGGAGAAGGUUUAUUAGAACAUGUUUGUAAAGAGAAAGGUAAGAGAACGUGUUUGUAAAAAGAAAAAAAAGGAAGUUCAUUGUUCAAGCCUAUACACAAUUUCAGUUUAUAAUAAAAUGCAUAUUGUUAACAUCUUUUUGCCUUAAAAUAAAAAUGAAAAUGUUUAUCUGAACUUAAAGAAUUAUGGUAUUACAUGAGCAUAACUGUCACUAAGACUAAUGUCAGUUUCAUUCCAUGUUGUCUAUUACUUACAAUUGAGAUAAGAUGCUUUAUGGUGUAUCUCUUGUCCUUCUUUAACUUGAGAUUUCCCACCCCCAAAUUUGAAGCACUUGUAUUCGUUAUUUUGGAAUUUUAGGAACAAAUAAGAAUUUUUUUUCUUUUAAAGAUUUACAAGUUGUGAAUAUACUGUUAACUUGAAUUCUAUAGUAGUAGAAUGCUCUUUUACUCCAAAUACACAUUUUUGAACACUUUAGGAAGGGGUGUAUUCUCAUACUCUUUCGAAAUAGCCUAAAAUUUGGAUCUCUUGGAACCUUUAGCAUCAAUACAGAAAUUCUCUACUGAUUUUUCUCAACAUUUCUACCUUCUAUAGAUAUAUCCCAGAAUGCACAUUACAGGUCUAGACUGAGGUUCUGGCUACCUCAUUUAAAGCCCAUCCUCAAUCUCCCACCUUUCCUAUCCUUUGUACUAACAAUAGAAGAAGGGAUGGUUUUGAGGGAGGGAAUAUAUGCUGAUUGGUGUAGCUGAUUUUCUUUUUACUUGUUUAGUUUCCCCUUAAUCUUAUUUCUAGGCUCUGUGCCUAGAAACUCAAUAUACAAAGACCAAACUGAAAUGGUUCCUGCCCUCCAGGAGUUUUUCUUCUAUUGAGUAGUAAAUUAAUACUGGAUAAUUCAUAGAUUAGAGGUUGUGAUUUAGACCACUUACUAGCCAAAAGAUUGGCUAUUUCGAGCACAUGUAUCAUAGUGUUGUAAAUCAGGCUAAGCCACUAACUUCCAAAAGUCACCACUCACUGUCUUUGGCUUCCUGAAUUCUUCCUCUGGCUACCCCAAUUAGAGAUGGCAAGAAAGCACAAAUGCAUACAUAACCCACUCACCCACAUCGUAUGAAUCCUCCAUGACGGAGAAAUACAGUAUGAAAUUAGCAGCAGCUUCAGGGUUUUGUUUUGGUUUUUAGUGGUGGUACUUGUGGUGGUUCUUUAAAGUUACAACUAAUAAACUCACCUAAAUAAAUAAAAUUUAACCAAG